This is a messenger RNA of Lotus japonicus, 1659 nucleotides long. RefSeq lists its product as uncharacterized. Lineage: Eukaryota; Viridiplantae; Streptophyta; Magnoliopsida; Fabales; Fabaceae. The transcript has a single exon. The record is from RefSeq and is a predicted model, not a curated record. Gene Ontology annotation, molecular function: S-adenosylmethionine-dependent methyltransferase activity. Bases 22 to 1470 code for a protein of 482 amino acids.
CUGGUUUCCUCGCGCCGAUUCAUGGAGCCACCCGCUGCAAAACACGGCUUCUGGAGAAACAUUGUGGUUCGUCUUUUCUCCUUCGCCGUCAUCAUCUUCGCCGUGAGAUUCGCCAUCAUCACCGCCGUCCAGGGCGGAUCUUGCGUCUCAUCCGAUUUCUGUUUCUUCUCCGACAAACCCAACAUCCCCGCUCACGUCUCCGGCGACCUCUAUUGGCGCCGCUCCGUCGAGUACUACGCCGCCGUUUUCCAGGACCUGAUCGCCGAGGGUUCCCUUUCCCCCAAUUCAAGAAUUCUCUGUGUCGACACACCCACCGGCGACGACGUCCUCGCGCUGGAACAGCUCGGCGUCGUCGAUUCCGUCGGGAUCUUCAAGAAACCGUCGCCGCCGCUGAUUGUCCAAGGAGAGGCUCACCGGCAUCCGUUUCCUGACGAUGCAUUCGACUUUGAAUUCUCAGGCAGCGGCGGCCUGGAAAGGUCACGGAUGCCGGCGGAGUUCGCCGCCGAGAUCGGCCGGACUCUUCGGCCGGGUGGGAUCCUAGCGGUUCACACGGCGGCGAGAGACGCUUACAGUUUCAAUUCUUUCCUUGAAUUGUUCAAUUGCUGUGAAUUGAUCAGGACCCGAGACAUCAACGGUGUUGAUUCAUCUCCUCCGGUUCUUGAGAUUUUGAUGAAGAAGAAAAUGCAUGAAUUUCAAACCCUAGAUUCAUCCAAUUCCAUCAGUAAAUGCUCUGUUCCAGGUUAUAAACGUGAAAUAGUAAAAAAUGCAGAGGCAUUGAUAGUGGAAGAACCAUUGAAACCUUGGAUUACACUGAAGAGGAAUUUGAAGAAUGUGAAGUACCUAACUUCAUUGGUUGACAUAAGCUUUAAGAAUAGGUAUGUGUAUGUUGAUGUUGGAGCUAGGAGCUAUGGUUCCAGCAUAGGAAGCUGGUUCAGGAAACAGUACCCAAAACAGAACAGAACCUUUGAGGUUUAUGCAAUUGAAGCUGAUAAGACAUUUCAUGAACAGUAUAAGACAAGGAAAGGGGUCAGUUUGUUGCCCUAUGCAGCUUGGGUGAGGAAUGAGACCUUGUUCUUUGAGAUUACCAGAGACCCAAGUGAGAAAGUGAUGAUGAAAGGUAGAGGGAUGGGGAGGAUCAACCCUGUGCAAACCUCUUCUAGCCAUAUGGGUGACAAGGAUAAGAUUCAGGGUUUUGAUUUUGCUGAGUGGUUGAAGAGUGCUGUAACAAGUAGGGAUUUUGUGGUUAUGAAGAUGGAUGUGGAAGGGACUGAGUUCCAUUUGAUUCCAAGAUUGAUUCAAACUGGGGCUAUCUGUUUGAUUGAUGAACUGUUCCUUGAAUGCCAUUACAAUAGGUGGCAGAGAUGCUGCCCUGGUCAGAGAAGUCCUAAGUAUCAGAAGACCUAUUCUGAAUGCCUGGAUUUGUUCACUUCACUCAGAAAUAUUGGAGUUCUUGUACAUCAAUGGUGGUGACAGUCCAGAAGAAACUUCCCUGUAGUUCUUUUUUCUGCUAUUCUUACAAUUUUGGUAUAGGUUAGAUAUUAUUUUUAUUGCACUUCUCCACAGCAUAGCAUAGGAAUUUAUACAACUAGAUUGAUUCAUUGAUUCCUUUAUCAGAUUCUUUUUUUGUUAAUUGUCAUCCAUGCAAAUGAAGAGUUGAAU